This is a messenger RNA of Penicillium robsamsonii, 1218 nucleotides long. RefSeq names its product glycosyltransferase domain-containing protein. The transcript has a single exon. Bases 1 to 1218 code for a protein of 405 amino acids. The record is from RefSeq and is a predicted model, not a curated record. NCBI's taxonomy places the organism in Eukaryota, Fungi, Ascomycota, Eurotiomycetes, Eurotiales, Aspergillaceae.
AUGCGGUAUCUGGACAGUUUACCCUCUGAUUCGAAUGACGACCUCGCCCUCAUGAUUGAUGGCUAUGAUGUGGUCUUCCAACUUCCCGCCGAUGUUCUCAUUCAACGGUACUUCGCUGUCAUAGAAACAGCAAACGCCAAAAUCGCUGCGCGAUUUGGCCAGGACUCAGUGGAAAGCCUAUCUGGCGACAACAGCCCACGACAAACCAUUCUAUUUGGUCCCGAGAAACUCUGCUAUCCAAUCGACGGGAAUCGACCAGGGUGCUGGGCUAUACCUGAGGAUAUCGACAUCCCUGUUGGCGCGUUCGGACCAGACAAGGGUGGUUUCAGUCACAAUCUGCCCCGGUGGCUUAAUUCUGGCACCAUAAUGGGCCCAGUCGGGGAUAUGAGAGAAUUAUUUGCAGCAACUUUGAAGCGGAUCAACGCCACCUAUAACCCACAGCAUGAAUUCAGCGACUCGGAUCAAAUGUACAUGGGUGAUGUCUGGGGGGAGCAAGAGUUUUGGCGUUCCGUGAACAGACACAACCAUUACUUCCAUGACGAUGUGGACCCAAGGACGAUCGCACCAGCUGGAGAGCCGGAUAGAAUCGUACCAACUAGGGUUUCUGGCCAAAAAACGGAAUUUCACAUUGGGAUUGACUACAAAUCCGGGCUUUUCCAGACCCGUGCUGGCUCUGACCAUGUCCUGGAACAUCUUGCUUUCAAUCAAACUGCAUCCGACGGCGUUGGUGCUUCAGUCUUGAUAACUCAAAAUUCGAUUGAAUCCCCGAAUUUUCAGCCCUAUGAGAUUGAACUCCCCAUCAAUGUCAUCUCCUCAUUGAUAAGAAUAUCGAGUGCAAUCUCUGACGUCCUCAAUGCCGACCCAAAAGAUUUCGUCACGAAGAUACAUCUCGGAACAAACCUAGUGACUAAAAGUAUCUAUGGGUUAUUCCAUUGCAUUGGUGAAAAGACCUAUCUCAAUGACUUGUGGUAUCGGCUAUGGUUUCAACAGUAUGCUCAGUCCCUUCUAGAAGCGGGAAUUCAGUCUAUGAAAGAAAAGAAGGAAAUUUCCAACGCCCUGAUUGAUGGGCGAAAAUGGGUCGUCGCUCAUGGCUACCCGAUCACAUCUGACCAAGGCGUACACGCUGCGGGCGCAUGGAUGGAUGUUGACGGCCAAUGGCUAACAUGGAGCGAGCUAUGCCAAUCGUUCGAAGACGACCUUUUCGGGGCGACAUCGUAA